CAGUACUGACUCUACAUUUGACAACAUUGGUGUGUUGUGUUGAAGUGAAAAACGGACGUAUUAUUUUUUAAGUGCUUGUUUGUGAAGCACAACAACUGCGCUAAAGCUGUAAUUUGAAAAAACUUAAUAUUUAAAUUAGUUGCGGAAUUUGUUGAAAGCAUAAGUAUGGCUGAAGUGCGACGCAGAAAGGCAGACAACGAGGCGGACGAUGCUGCUGCUGCUGCUGCCGCGAGCAGCGCAGCUGAUUCUUCAGAUCAUGUUGAUUCAGAGGAAGAGAAAAUACCAGAGGAGAAAUUCGUUGAGGAGCUGGCCAAGAAUCUACCUCAAGGCACUGAUAAAACGCCAGAGAUAUUGGACUCUGCACUUAAGGAUUUACCAGAUCGCUGGAAGAAUUGGGUCAUUCGCGGCAUUUUUACGUGGAUUAUGAUUUGUGGAUUUGCAUUGAUAAUCUACGGUGGCCCUUUGGCCUUGAUGAUUACGACACUGUUGGUACAAGUGAAGUGCUUUCAGGAGAUUAUCUCAAUUGGCUAUCAAGUGUAUCGCAUUCACGGUCUGCCCUGGUUUCGUAGUCUCUCCUGGUAUUUCUUGCUCACAUCCAACUAUUUCUUUUAUGGCGAAAAUUUAGUUGACUAUUUUGGAGUCGUCAUUAAUCGUGUGGAAUAUCUGAAGUUCUUGGUAACAUAUCAUCGCUUCCUAUCGUUCGCCCUGUAUAUCAUUGGCUUUGUUUGGUUCGUGCUCUCGCUUGUGAAGAAAUACUAUAUCAAGCAGUUCAGUCUAUUCGCCUGGACGCACGUCUCGUUGCUGAUUGUCGUCACCCAGAGUUAUCUAAUUAUACAAAAUAUAUUUGAGGGUCUUAUAUGGUUUAUAGUGCCCGUAUCGAUGAUUGUUUGUAAUGAUGUCAUGGCAUAUGUUUUUGGUUUCUUCUUUGGACGCACACCCCUCAUUAAGCUCAGUCCCAAGAAGACCUGGGAAGGUUUUAUUGGUGGUGGUUUUGCCACCGUUCUUUUUGGCAUAUUAUUCUCACUGUUAUUGUGCAAUUACCAAUACUUUAUCUGUCCCAUACAAUACUCGGAGGAACUGGGUCGCAUGACAAUGUCCUGUGUGCCCAGCUAUCUGUUCACGCCACAGGAGUACAGUCUUAAACUGUUUGGCAUUGGCAAAACUUUGACCAUUUAUCCAUUCAUAUGGCACUCGAUUUCAUUGAGCCUGUUCAGUUCAAUAAUUGGACCCUUUGGUGGCUUCUUUGCAUCCGGCUUUAAGCGUGCAUUCAAAAUUAAAGACUUUGGCGAUAUGAUUCCUGGCCAUGGCGGUAUAAUGGAUCGCUUCGACUGUCAGUUCCUGAUGGCCACCUUUGUCAACGUUUACAUUUCGAGUUUCAUAAGAACUCCAUCGCCGGCCAAAUUAUUGACACAGAUUUAUAAUUUAAAGCCGGAUCAACAAUACCAAAUCUAUCAGUCCUUAAAAGAUUCACUUGGCGAGAUGCUAAACUAAAUGAAAAAAAAA
Drosophila innubila is the source of this 1503-nucleotide messenger RNA. RefSeq names its product phosphatidate cytidylyltransferase, photoreceptor-specific (gene Cds). The transcript has 8 exons. Bases 166 to 1491 code for a protein of 441 amino acids. Gene Ontology annotation, molecular function: phosphatidate cytidylyltransferase activity. The record is from RefSeq and is a predicted model, not a curated record. Gene Ontology annotation, cellular component: endoplasmic reticulum membrane. Lineage: Eukaryota; Metazoa; Arthropoda; Insecta; Diptera; Drosophilidae.